Molecule: messenger RNA, 1927 nt
Organism: Argentina anserina (silverweed cinquefoil)
Lineage: Eukaryota; Viridiplantae; Streptophyta; Magnoliopsida; Rosales; Rosaceae
Product: DEAD-box ATP-dependent RNA helicase 13
Exons: 6
Coding region: 95-1645 (516 amino acids)
Molecular function (GO): ATP binding; nucleic acid binding; RNA helicase activity
Source: RefSeq, a predicted model, not a curated record
GCGCGCCUCCCUCUCCCUCACUGAGACAUCAAAAUCGCUUCUCUGUGUUUUGCUUCAUCCUCAGUUUCUGCUCCCUUGCCCGCCGUAAGCCGCAAUGACGCCGCCUCCGCUGCCGCUGCCGCCUCUUUCGCGUGGAGCAAUGGGGAAAGCGAAGAAGAAACAAAUUCAGCAGCAACACGCAGAGCUGGAACGUUUGGAUUCUCUGCCGUGGAACCCCUCAUCAGUCCCUCUCCCUAAUGACAAUGACGACGACGAUCCUUUCUCUCGUGUCAACGCCCUCGAAGGAGGUUUUCUUAUGCUUGAGGAGAUUGAUGAGGCUGCUUAUGGCUUAGAUAUUCCUGCUCUAAAAGUAGAAAAUAGAGAUAGGAAAGAUAGGUCUAAGCCAACUAAAAGGUCGAAGAAGCGAAAGCGUGACCAAGUUGAUGCAAGUGAUGCCUUGGUUGAGGAGGUUAUAGGUGGGGAAGAUAGAUUGGACAAGGAUGAGAAAGCCACAGCUAAGAAGACCAAUAAGAAGAAGAUGAAGAAGAAGAAGGCCAAGGUGGAGGGACCUCAAAAAAUUGAGGAUUCUGAUGAUACUGAAGUUGAGGACAAAGACAAUGAUGGGGGUGUGGAUUCAAAGAAGAAGGUGACGGCCAAGGAGGCCCAGAAAACUGAGGAAUCCACUGCUGAGGAAAAGGAUGAAGUAGAAGAGCAAGUUGAUGAGAAUGAAUACUGUGCUUGGAAUGAGUUGAGACUUCAUCCCCUGAUUAUAAGAUCGAUAUAUAGACUUGGCUUCAAAGAACCAACGGCCAUUCAGAAAGCUUGUAUUCCUGCUGCUGCUCAUCAAGGGAAGGAUGUUGUUGGUGCUGCGGAAACAGGAUCUGGGAAGACGUUAGCUUUUGGUCUGCCGAUUUUGCAACGCCUUUUGGAUGAAAGAGAAAAGGUUGUGAAAGUGUUUGAGGAAAAGGGAGAAGAAGCAGAAAAAGUCACUGCAAAAGGCUUUUUACGAGCCCUUGUUAUAACCCCUACAAGAGAACUUUCACUUCAGGUCUCUGAUCAUCUCAAGGCAGUUGCCAAGGAUACUGAUAUUAGAGUGGUUCCAAUAGUUGGAGGUAUGUCAACGGAUAAGCAGGAGAGACUUCUUAGAUCAAGACCUGAGAUUGUUGUUGGAACUCCAGGGAGAUUGUGGGAACUUAUGUCUGGAGGAGAAAAGCAUCUAGUGGAGUUGCAUUCAUUGUCUUCCUUUGUGCUGGAUGAGGCAGAUCGAAUGAUAGAAAAUGGCCAUUUUCAUGAAUUGCAGUCUAUUAUUGACAUGCUUCCUUUAAGAAAUAGUCCUCCCGUACAUUCCGGAAAUGAACAAGAUUCUGGUACCAUACCCAAUGUCCAGAGGAAGAAGAGACAAACAUUUGUUUUAUCUGCAACAAUAGCACUUUCUGCUGAUUUCCGUAAAAAGCUGAAGCGGAGUUCUUUCAAACCAAAGCAAUCAACGUCUGAUGGGGUAAAUUCUAUAGAAGCUCUCUCUGAGAGAGCUGGGAUGAGAGACAAUGCUGCCAUCAUUGAUCUGACAAAUACAUCCAUUAUGGCGAAUAAGCUUGAAGAGUCAUUUAUUGAGUAUGUGUUUCUCUAUUCAUCUAUUAUCUGGAAUCUAAAACAAAAUUUUAUGUGAAUUCUGUUCACUUAUUUGUCAUCUCAUGAGGUUUAAAUUUCCUAGUUCGGUUGCAAGUAUCAACUCUUUGUGGGUGGGAGACAUAAAUACGUUAAUAGCUAUUUAAUGAGAAACUAAAGUGAUAGUGUCUACUUAGAAUUAGAACACGCCUAAUAACCUGACAUAUGUUGAGAUAAGCUGUUUGAAUUUAUGCAGGAAUAACCUGUCAUACAUGUAGAUGCAGUAUGGAUGCAAGAUACCUAUGCUACUGCACAUCUUAGACCUUUGAGUUAUCUGGAUGUC